Messenger RNA from Nezara viridula (southern green stink bug), 231 nucleotides. NCBI's taxonomy places the organism in Eukaryota, Metazoa, Arthropoda, Insecta, Hemiptera, Pentatomidae. The record is from the annotation of a GenBank genome assembly.
AUGCCUCAAGACGUCAUAGUGCUAUAUAAUUAUUACAAGACAUGUCAUUAUGAACGUUCUUGCACUUGCAACAAUUUUUUUUGCACUGAACCCUGUCUUGAACUGGAAAGUUUGCAACUUAUUGGGUUUGGAGAAUUUUCCAUAACUCGAUUGUUUCGACUGCAUCGGAUUGGAAUACCACCUUCUUUCCUUCUUCACAGUAGUCAGAGGAUUAUACUUAAAUUAAUAUAG